CGGCACUGGGAGGAGGAGGGAUUACACAUGUGCUCAUUCUGCUGCUGCACAUCUCACCAUUACACAUGGCUCUGGCUUUAUCAGCACAUAAAGCACAUAAAGCACUCAGUGUGACUGCACCACAGUCCCGUCAGGCAGUGCUUAGAUCCAGGUAGCCAGGGGCAAGUGUCUGUACAGGGAAAGCGGUGCUUUGGAGACAGCGGAUGGGUAGCUAAAUGCUACUGUUCAGGGAUCACUGGUGAAUGUUCUCCAUUUUUAAAAUCAAAAUGGUCUGCUAAUGGAGAGAGGGCUUCAAAAAAAAUGGAUUAUCUUUAACGUCACAUUUUUGUGGUUUUUGAUGAAAACAGGUCCAGCGUUAAGUUAUUUGGGAAUAGUAACUGCCAGUCCUGGGGUUCUCCUGCCUCUGGCAUCCUCUGUCAAUAUUACCUGCUCUCUCUCAUGGAUUGCCAGAAGCCUCAAGAUUGAGAAAAAGAACAGCACCCACAGUUUCUUUAUAAGGCAGCUCUUCAAUACUAACACCAUCACUGUGCAUGACAACGAGCUGUCUCCUCGGCAGGCAACAUAUAUGUGCCUCGCAGAUAAGAAAAUUGUGAAUGGAAUAUAUGUGGAGGCUGGAGUACCUCCAGAUCAACCAACAAUUUUGAACUGUGAACAGGAAGGUGAAUUAGGAAGGAUUUAUUGCUUAUGGAAAGAAGGAAGGGAAACUUUCAUCCAGACCAAUUACACACUUCAGUUAUGGCAACGGAGAGGAGAACGUAAUGUGACUGUUGACAGUGUGAGGCAUGGUGGUGAAUAUAUCGCUGUGGUUACUGCAUCUAAUGGGCUUGGAAGUAACUCCUCACAUCCUUAUGCAUUUACCUUCUUUGAUGCAGUGACACCGCACCCACCAAACAAGACAAUCGUGUGUGAUAUUGUUUCAAGUAAUUGCAUUGUGACUGUACAAGACCGUCAAAAUUCAUCCCACUUCCAAAUAAGAUAUCGACCUACUGAUGGCACAAAGUGGCAACGGGUUGAAAUUAAAAGAAAGAACAGCUAUACUUUGGAGGAUCUGCAGCCGUUCACAAAAUAUGAGUUUCAGGUUUCCUGUAAAUUCCUGAUAGAUAGAGGAAAAUGGAGCAAUUGGAGCCAGCCAGUCAUAAUACAGACUGCAGAAGGAGUGCCAAAUGGAAUGCUGGAUGUGUGGUACCGCUGGUCAGAUAUUGAUAGCAACAGGCGGAAUAUCAUUCUUUUCUGGAAGCCCAUGAGCACAACUGAAGCAAGAGGCCUGAUACGACACUAUGAAGUGUUAUUUUACAGAGGGAGUGACAGGAGCCCUGUGCACAAUUCCACCACCAGGGACACUUGGCUCAGCAAAGACAUUGACAGGAGAAGUGACAGGACAACAUAUGUCAUAGUGGUGUCAGCUCAUAACUCAAAAGGAAACUCCCCUCCCACACACAUCAAUGUAACCACUGAAGACAUUUCAGGUCAGCCUUCUCCUGUCAAUGUGGUGGCUAAAUCCAGUGGCAAUGAAAAUAUGACUGUUUCCUGGGAGAUACCACAAGAUGAUGAAACCUUAGAUGUGGAUUACAUAGUGGAAUGGAAGGAACAGAGGGAAAAACAUCCAAGUUACACAUACUGGGUAAAGGUUUCCAAGACGAGUCGAUCUGCAACCAUAUCAGGCAACUUAAGUCCCUAUGUGUGUUAUGAAUUCCGAGUGUAUCCUCUCUGGGAAGGAAGAGCUGGAAUACCUACCAUAACAACAGGUUCUAUCAAACAAGAAGCUCCUUAUGUUGAUCCUGAGUUUCAUUAUGAGGUACAGAAACAUAACAGCAUAUUGAUCACAUGGAAGAAAAUCCCACCAGACAAACGUAGGGGGUGUAUUGUGGAGUACACCAUAUACAUGCAAAGCAUGUCUUCAUCUAAGCAAUUUAAAAUUCCUGUUAAUCAGUCCAUGAAAUAUCAGUAUGAGAUCUCAAACAUUCAGUCAAAUGUACGAUAUGUCCUUAGAAUGAGCGCUUCAACUACAGCUGGGGAAAGCCUUGGAAACCUGGGGAAGGAAGUAUAUCCUGAUGGAGCAGGUUUCAAUCAAGGGUUCCUGAAUGUAUUAGUAAUUACUCUACCAUCUGCAUUUAUACUGAUCUGCCUAUGUUCCAUACCAUCAUUAAGAGAAAGAUUGAAGUGCUUUCUCUACAGUUGCAACAAGAAAGUUCCUGACCCGGCGAAUUGCCAUUGGGCUUCUGCAUUGACAAAGGACAAGCACAAAUUGGAACAGUUUUCAAGUCCCUUAACAAGUACAUCAAACUAUGAUGAAACGGAAACCUUGGAAGCAGAGGAGGUAGAAGAGGUUGACAGCAAUGAUGAACCACCAUUUACCCCUGCUAUGUACAUAGAAUAUGAAACCAAUGCAGUAUUACUUGUUGAGGAAAUCAAUGUGCCCACCACAAAGGCAGAAAUUCCAGUGGUGCCUAUUCUGUCCUCAGAGGGUUGUUGUUACAAGUCUUUACAGCCUAAAGAAGUGGUCAGUCUGGACUUUGUGUCGGAUUACUUGGUCAACCAAGAGAUAACAGUUGACUAUCUGCCAACAGACAUCUUGAGUGGCAAUAGUGAAAAUGAAGAAGAGAGCAUAAUAGAUGAAACUUUGUCUCUAGAAUUUUUAAUGCCCAAACUCCAUGUAGGUGAAGGGAUGCUUAGGCUGGAUGCUGUAACAAUCCGUUCACUUGAUAUAAUGGGGUAAGCGGUUUAUACAGUUAUGGUAUUAAUUCUAAUACUUUAAAAAUAUUUCCAAAUCCUGGAUUUUCAUAUAGAAUACAGAAGCUUAGGCAAUGCUCCAGAUUGUCAGUCAUGCCUGGACUUGGCUCAAUGCCAUUCAAGGACCUUAUCGUUGACCAGGUCCCGAGCAUUCUGGAUAACAGGUCUCAUUCUUGUACAAAGUAUACAUUAAUAUGCUGCCAGAUAUGUUCAUAGCUGAAAGUUCAUGGUGGGGUUUCACAUCCAGCUAAAAAUGACACCAUUAAGCUUGCUUUUAAGCAAAGUAGAGGUUUUCAAACAUUUCAUUUUAAACUCUUCUUUUCUGCAAUAGGUUCUCCAAAAUAAAAAAUGACCAUUCACA
This is a messenger RNA of Xenopus laevis (African clawed frog), 3091 nucleotides long. RefSeq names its product interleukin-12 receptor subunit beta-2. The coding region runs from base 278 to 2716 and encodes 812 amino acids. The record is from RefSeq and is a predicted model, not a curated record. NCBI's taxonomy places the organism in Eukaryota, Metazoa, Chordata, Amphibia, Anura, Pipidae. The transcript is spliced from 16 exons.